UAUUGAUUUGCAAAAGUAAGAGCAGGAUGGUGUGAUAUUGCAAGUACUACGGUCUACGUAGAAUGUGCUCUGUGAUUUUGAUAGCCGUCCUGCUCCGAAGUAAGAUGGGCCGUUUACUCAUAGCGAUAGUGCUGGUGGUUGCCGCGGUGCCAAUAUACCAUAUUUUCAUCAAAAGUCCACCGCCACUGCCUGAACUGGAUCUGGAAGAAUGGUGGGGACCUCAGCAGAUGAAGACCAGACAAGACACUAGCAUUAAGCCCUUCAAAGUACAAUUUUCUCAAGUGAUGAUCAAGGACUUGAAAGACCGACUAAGAGACCGACACCCGCUAGCUACGCCUCUGGAGGGAAUUGCCUUCGAGUAUGGCUUCAACAGCAAGAGUUUGGAAGGCUGGCUGAAAUACUGGGCUGAGGAAUAUCCAUUUAGCGCUCGUCAAGAUUUCUUAAACAAGUAUCCUCAAUUCAAAACCAAUAUUCAAGGCUUGGACAUUCACUUCAUAAGGGUCAUACCAGAGGUGCCUGCUGGUGUUGAAAUAGUGCCCAUGCUGCUCUUGCACGGUUGGCCUGGCUCAGUCCGGGAGUUUUACGAGGUCAUCCCCCUCCUCACCUCAGUCAGCAAGGACAGGGACUUCGCUAUCGAAGUCAUCAUACCCAGUCUACCAGGCUACGGCUUCUCUAGUCCAGCAGUACGACCAGGCCUCGGAGUCGAUAAGGUGGCGGUAGUGUUCAGAAACCUGAUGCAUCGGCUAGGCUACAAGAAGUAUUACAUUCAAGGUGGAGACUGGGGUGCGAUCAUCUCCAAUGUUAUGGCAACUUUCUUUCCUGAUGAGAUACUUGGUUACCACUCAAACAUGCCAUUUUUGAUGACGACCAUAUCUUCAGUUUGGAGAGUAUUGGGUUCGUUCUGGCCUUCGUUGAUCAUGGAGUCGAAGGUACAGGACCGUGUUUACCCACUGUCGACGGUAUACGGAAGACUGCUGGAGGAAUCUGGAUACCUUCAUCUACAGGCUACCAAGCCUGAUACGUUGGGUGUCGGUCUAUCCGACAGCCCCGCUGGUCUAGCAGCCUAUAUCCUAGAGAAGUUCAGCACAUGGACCAACUACAACUUCAAGUCUCUGCCCGAUGGUGGACUAACGAAGAAGUUCACGAAGGAGCAGCUAAUGGACAACGUGAUGAUCUACUGGUCCACCAAUUCCAUCACCACAUCCAUGAGACUGUACGCUGAAAUGUUUACGAAGAGACACUUUGCUAUGAACCUUGACGAGAUUCCCACUCCAGUACCAACGUGGUUCAUCCAACCGAAAUAUGAGCUCACAUACUUCCCAAUGUGGAUGUUGAAGGGCAAAUAUCCUAACAUAGUCGGAGACACCGUUCUCGACGAUGGCGGCCACUUCUUGGCAUUAGAAAUGCCAGAACUAUUCUCCAGUGACGUCAUCAAGGCCGUUGGAAAAUUCAGAGAGUACCACCAGAAGAAUAAGAAGACUGAAUUGUAAUCGUGCGAUGUUUAUGUCAUUGAUUGCUCCUUAGAUGUUUUUCUCUUCAUUAAAUCACAAAAGUUAAAUGUGAAAGACCAUCUAUAAUUGUGGUGGGUUGUACAUAAU
Aricia agestis (brown argus) is the source of this 1598-nucleotide messenger RNA. Its product is annotated as juvenile hormone epoxide hydrolase-like. Gene Ontology annotation, biological process: epoxide metabolic process. Gene Ontology annotation, molecular function: epoxide hydrolase activity. The record is from RefSeq and is a predicted model, not a curated record. Bases 63 to 1490 code for a protein of 475 amino acids. The transcript has 9 exons. Lineage: Eukaryota; Metazoa; Arthropoda; Insecta; Lepidoptera; Lycaenidae.